Messenger RNA from Prorocentrum cordatum, 2209 nucleotides. NCBI's taxonomy places the organism in Eukaryota, Dinophyceae, Prorocentrales, Prorocentraceae. The record is from the annotation of a GenBank genome assembly.
GUACUGACGCGCCAACCGACGGUGGCUAUUCCGCGCCAGUCACGCCCCUGGGCGGCCUAGGCUCGCCUGUCGAUCCAGGCGACGCCGAUGGCGGUGGCUCGGCAGCCGAUCUGGGCGACUCCGCCGGCGGCGCAGCCGUCGACCACCUAGACAUUUUGCCAGAUGAUGAGGGCGACGACGCCGAUGCUGGGGCCGUCAAGGUCUCGCGACUCGUGGCCGACGCCCCCCGGCCAUCGUCGCAGCCCUUGGGGAGUUGCUUGGAUGCGGCGUUUGCGCAGGUGCGGAAGAUGCAGUGGGGCGUGAACAAGAAAAAUAUCACGAAGCAGUUGAAGCGGGCCAUGGCGGCGAAGGCGAAGAGAGAUAUUAGAGAUGGGCAGGGACGCUCAGCCAUCAAUGCCAUGUGGAAGAGGUCUAGCUUGGGCCGCGGCGAGCGGCUCGCAGAGGGGCCAGCCAUCAAGCGUCGCCGCAAGGGAAAUGUCUGGCAGCAUUCAAAAGCAUGGACGUUGUUUGGCACGUUGCACGUUGCUUUCUCUAGCAUCGGCGCUUUGGCCCCGAACGCCCAGGGGAAGCGCAAGACGCGGCGUGAACUGGAUGCGAUCGCAGCCGCAGCGGUUGCGCACAACCGUUUCGUUCAUGCUCAGGGCGCCUGCACUAACUUGCACGUCGCGUCUGGUUCCUUGAAAAUGGAAUGGUACAUGGUUGAGAGGGCCUUGGACGCCACGCCGAUUAAGGUCAUCUUCGGCAAGCUGCACCCGCUUCUGGCCCCCGUGGUGAUCGAUUACGAUGAGUGGAAGCGCCGUGGCAAGGGGUCAGAGCCGAAGAUGGGCACAGUCGAGCUCUUAGGACAGUCUUGCAGGUGCUCUUGGGUCACGCUUGCGGGUGACACGGAAGUCUUGUCAGUCGAGAGGCCCGCGAUCGGGCCAGUCUUCUUGCCCCGGUCAACGGCGUCGAACUUGCUCUCGGCUUUGGAGGCCUCUUGCCCGUAUGUCAACAUAGGAUCGCUCAUGGCUCUGACAGAACGCGUCCACCAUGUGUUUCUUGCUGUCACGGGAGACCUUUGUUCUGCGAACACCAGGAUGAAGCAGGCCAUUGCGUGCAUGCUGGCCGAGCACAAUGCAGCAUCAUUGAUGCGCGGCGGUGGCGUGAUUUUGCUGCUCGACGUCGGGUGCGCAGCGCACGUGUUGCACGGCAUCGUGAGUGCUGCGUUCAAGACUCAUGAGUUCGUCCCCCGCAUGCAUGCGAUUUCUUUCACAUGUUCUGUCCAGAGACACUACGCCAUCAUCGCCCGAGCUCUGCGGAACAUCGUGCGGGCCGACUUGGCGGAGGGUGGUUUCUACCGAGAGACGCAUCCGCCGCCGGGGCAGUCUGAUUUGAACAAGGUACUCAUCGACUUGACACUACUGCGGUUCAAGACCACUCGUGGCCGCGUUGAUAGCAUCCGCACGCCGGCCCACGAGCGCAAGAUGGACGACUUAGCAGAAGAACUCGGACAUAUGUUGAACGGUUGCUGGUGGCCCCCCCGCAUCCAGCAUUUCUGCUGGAGACCAGGCUGCUGCUCUGGCCGCAACUUCGAGGUCUGCGUGGAGCGGACAGCGGCUUGCCUCGAGCAAGCGUGGCUCGAGCCGCUGGCAGCCAACAUUCCGUCAGUGACGCGAUGGCACACAUUUGGCGUUCACUUGCCAGUCCAGGCUGGCGGCAUCUUGUGUCACGGCAUCUUGCCUCGUGUACUGGAUCAGUUGUCAUCGCGUGGCGUUGUACUUGGACAUGGAGACGCCGCUCAUAACGAUGCUGUGCUUCCUGGCGCCGACGAGGCUGACAGUUGGCAGGUGCAUUGCGCCGAGAAAUUGAACAGGGCCUUGGAAUCUUUGGCUGAUCUGCCAGCAGCUCGACAACCAUGGGGCGCUGGCCUGUUCAGCACUGAAGCGCUUGACAAUUUGAGCGCGCGCCUCCAGCACCUUGACAGCGUCGGCGGUGGCGUGAGGGAGCUCGUCUCGGAUGUUGGCGUGCUGCGCGAUUUCCAUGAUCACACGUGGCAGCUGAUGAACCCGUGGGCUUCCCAUGCCAACCACUGCCAGAAAUUGUUCGGCGUCCUCAACCACCUGGCGAAGUCCGACAAGGGCCUCGACCGGCAAGCUGCGUUCGACGAGUUGCGGGCGAGGACGCUCCGCAUUUCCAGCGCUGCAUGGGCGAGGUUGGACAUCAAAUGCAG